AUGUCCACUUUUUUUUUUUUAAUUUUCAAAAUUGAUGAUAAAUUUCAAAGUACUAUAGAGUAUCCUUUUGGCCAUCGUCCAAGUAACAGUUUUGGUGGUUAUCGUAAUCAUCAUCAGCAACAUCAACAGCAGGAUCAUCAUCAUCAUCAUCAACUUGAUAUGAAAGAUCAUCUUAUCACAUUAUCAUCGAAGUAUUCGACUACUGAUACAUCUACCAAUGAAAUGAACGAUUUUAACUUACCUCAAAUGAUAUUAUCAUCAAAGAAAAAUUUGAAAAGCGAAUCAGAAAAUGAUGAUGAUAAAAUGAUUAAAGAAGAGAGAAAGGAGAAAAUACAAAAAGCGGUGAUAAUAUAA
Loa loa (African eye worm) is the source of this 354-nucleotide messenger RNA. RefSeq lists its product as hypothetical. The record is from RefSeq and is a predicted model, not a curated record. The coding region runs from base 1 to 354 and encodes 117 amino acids. The transcript has a single exon. NCBI's taxonomy places the organism in Eukaryota, Metazoa, Nematoda, Chromadorea, Rhabditida, Onchocercidae.